Megalops cyprinoides (Indo-Pacific tarpon) is the source of this 3206-nucleotide messenger RNA. It is a transcript of the gene phf14, whose product is annotated as PHD finger protein 14. The record is from RefSeq and is a predicted model, not a curated record. Gene Ontology annotation, biological process: regulation of transcription by RNA polymerase II. The transcript is spliced from 18 exons. The coding region runs from base 71 to 2806 and encodes 911 amino acids. Lineage: Eukaryota; Metazoa; Chordata; Actinopteri; Elopiformes; Megalopidae.
CACAGAGCGUAUUGGAGGGGGCGUCCUUUGUGCCAUUGUUCCUUCAAGUAAAAAACGUGAAAUCCGAUAAAUGGACCGUGGUUCCAAGCGCCGGCAGGUCAAGCCUCUGGCUGCCUCCCUCCUGGACGCCCUGGACUACGACAGCUCUGAUGACAGCGACUUCGAAGUGGGAGAUGCCUCAGGGUCAGAGGGCAGCGGGAACGGCAGCGAUGAGGACGGGUCGAAGGAGAGCGCCGCCAGCUCGGAGAAUGAGUCGGACGCCGCGGGCUCGGCGGACGAGGAGGCUGUGGCGGACGAGGAGGCGAAGGAGCUGAGUGCCGAGGAGGCGCCGGCCGAGGAGAAGGAGGAGAGCAAUGCCAAGGAACCUCCCGAGAAGGGCGGGAAGGAGGAGGCUGUGGCCACCAGGGGCAGGAGGAGGAGCGAGAAGCUGGCGGAGCCUGAGGCCGGAGGGAGUGGCGGGAGUGGCGGUGGCGCCGCGCCAGCAGAGGAAGGCGCCGGCGAGCCCAAAAAGUGGAACCUGCGGCGGAACCGGCCCAUGCUGGACUUCACCACCAUGGAGGAGCUGAACGAGAUGGACGACUACGACAGCGAGGACGACAACGACUGGAGGCCCGCCGCCGGGAAGAAGAAGGGCAAGGCCGCCGCGCAGAAGGGAGGGAGCGAGGAAGAGGAGGAGGAAGAGGAGGGAAGCGGCAGCGAGGAGGAGGACGACAACGAGGAGGAGAGCAGCAGCAGCAGCGAGAAGGAGGAGAAGAAGCCAAAACGCAAAGCCGCCAAGAACGUCAGCACGUAUGACGAGGAGCUGACCAAUGACAGCCUCAGCCUGUCUCAGGGCAAGAGCAACGAGGAUCCCUUGCUGCCGGACAGAGCGCAGACCUGGAGCUCGCAGAAGAUGGAGCACAUCCUGAUCUGCUGCGUGUGCCUGGGAGACAACAGCGAGGACGCCGACGAGAUCAUCCAGUGUGACAACUGUGGCGUCACCGUGCACGAAGGUUGCUAUGGUGUGGAUGGUGAGAGCGACUCCAUCAUGAGCUCGGCGUCGGAGAACUCGACGGAACCCUGGUUCUGCGACGCCUGUAAGAACGGGAUCAAGCCCAGCUGCGAGCUGUGCCCGAGUCAGGACGGCAUCUUCAAGGAGACCGACGCCGGCAGGUGGGUCCAUGUGGUGUGCGCGCUGUACGUCCCGGGAGUGGCGUUUGGAGACAUCGACAAGCUCCGCCCGGUGACACUCACAGAGAUGAACUACUCCAAGUACGGUGCCAAGGAGUGCAGCUUCUGUGAGGACGCCCGAUUCGCCCGCACGGGCGUGUGCAUCAGCUGCGACGCCGGCAUGUGCCGCUCCUACUUCCACGUCACCUGCGCCCAGAGGGAGGGGCUGCUGUCUGAGGCCGCCGCAGAGGAGGACAUAGCGGACCCGUUCUUCGCCUACUGCAAGCAGCACGCGGACCGCUUCGACAGGAAGUGGAAGAGGAAGAACUACCUGGCGCUGCAGUCGUACUGCAAGAUGUCUCUGCAGGAGCGGGAGAAGCAGCUGACUCCCGAGGCACAGGCCCGGAUCUCCACCCGUCUGCAGCAGUACCGGGCGAAGGCGGAGCUGUCCCGCAACACGCGGCCGCAGGCCUGGGUGCCCCGCGAGAAACUGCCCCGCCCCCUCACCUCCAGCGCCUCGGCCAUCCGCAAGCUGAUGCGCAAGGCGGAACUCAUGGGCAUCAGCACCGACAUCUUCCCCGUCGACACGUCAGACACCAGCGCCAGCGUGGACGGCCGCCGCAAGCACAAGCAGCCCGCCCUCACCGCCGACUUCGUCAACUACUACCUGGAGCGGAACAUGCGGAUGGUUCAGAUCCAGGGGAACAUCUCUGAGCAGAAGAACCUGAAGGACAAGCUGGAGACGGAGCAGGAGAAGCUGCACGUGGAGUACAACACGCUGUGCGAGUCUCUGGAGGACCUGCAGAAUGUGAAUGGGGUGCUGAGGAGUGAGGGCCAGUCCAUCUGGACCCUGAUGGGAGGCAUUGUGGGACAGAAGCUGAACUCUCCACCCUUUCUGAAAGCCCCCAAGGAGAGGAAGCCCAGCAAGAAAGAGGGCGGGGCCCCGGGGAAAUCAUCCAGCCUACCAGCUGUUCUCUACAGCUGUGGGAUCUGUAAGAAGAACCAGGACCAGCACCUUCUGCUGCUGUGUGACACCUGCAAGCUCUACUACCACCUGGGCUGCCUGGACCCGCCCCUCACACGCAUGCCCAAGAAGACGAAGAACAGCUACUGGCAGUGCUCGGAGUGUGACCAGGCGAGCAGCGAUGAGGCCGACAUCGCCAUGGAGACGCUCCCAGACGGCACCAAGAGGUCCCGGAGGCAGAUAAAGGGGCCAAUCAAAUUCAUUCCGCAGGACGUCUCACCUGAACCCAAGAAGAUGCAAAUGAGGAGCACGAGAACCAGAGGCCAGAAAAGAAAGCGUGUCUCCAUCUGUGAGGAGGAGAAGGAGGAACCGCCUCUGCGGGAGCGGAGGCAGCGGCAGUCAGCCAUGCAGAAGAAGCCGAAAGCCGACGACACCAGGACCGAGUGCGCAACCUGCAAGGGCCCCGGGGACAACGAGAACCUGGUCAGGUGUGAUGAGUGCCGCCUCUGCUACCACUUCGGAUGCCUGGACCCCCCCCUGAAGAAGUCCCCCAAACAGACGGGCUACGGCUGGAUCUGCCAGGAGUGUGACACCUCCUCCUCCAAGGUGGGACUGGAUGACGAGGAAGAAGGACGCGAAGAAGAGGAGGAGUCCGUGAAAGAGGAGGCGGCGGAGCAGGAGAUCCCGAACUGAACAGAUUUUCCCGCCAUCGGAUACUUUUUGUGAACCCACGUGGAGUCGGUGAUAUCAUCUCCGUCUGAGGCCGGUUAUUGGGCGCUGUUAUCUCAUGCCCCCCAGCUUCAUCUGAAAGGUAACAUAAGUGGCGAUUGUCGUUAUUAUAAUAUCAUCGGAUAUGUGACCACCUUAUCGUCUCACAUUAGUAGUCACUUUAACUAGCAUGUGAAGUGUCCGGACACCGAUUACGCGUUCGAAAUGGGAGAAUGGCGAAACGGAUUUUCUGAUUGAGGUGCUUCCUGUGUGAUCUCCACGGCAGAGAGACUAUGCAUUACAGAGCCGAUGUUUACUUCUGCACUGUAUGGUGGCAGGCGUAUAAAUAUAGAAAUAUAUUUUUUUUCUCAAAGUAAAUACGGCG